AUGCGCUUCUUCCACAAGAAGAAGCAGAAGAAGAAGCCGACGACCCUCGCCCUGGACGAGGGCCUCGAGCAGGGCCCCUUCUUCCCCGAGCCCCUCGACACGAAACAAGCCGUGUGGUUUUACUGCACCGUCGCGCAGUGGCUGCGGGUGGCGUGCCCGCAGCUCAAGGAGGAGGCCUGGGAGGCCAUCGCCGGUACGCUCGAGGCGGAGCACGGCGUCACCUGCGUCGGGCACCUCACGAAAACCCGGAGCGGCGCGUUCAUCGAGGCGGGCGUGCCGCGCCACGUCGCGAGCAAACUCGCCGAGGAGAUCAACAAGAUGCUGCCGCUGACGCGCGGGACGCUCGCGCCCACGCGCCUCUGCGCGGGCGCGAUCGGCGUGCGGCUCGCGCGCGUCGAGGCGACGUGGUCGUCCCGGGAGAUUUUGCAGCUCCGCCUCGACUGGCGCGUCGUCGAAAGGGGCUCGGGCUCUUCGGUUAGGACGCUGCGGCGCGCGUCGCGGCGCUUCCCCGACGACGACUUCUUCGGCGACGUCCGGGACGGCGCCCUCGAGCUCGCCGAGUCCGAGCAC
This is a messenger RNA of Aureococcus anophagefferens, 570 nucleotides long. RefSeq lists its product as hypothetical. The annotation marks the transcript as partial. NCBI's taxonomy places the organism in Eukaryota, Pelagophyceae, Pelagomonadales, Pelagomonadaceae. The transcript has a single exon. The record is from RefSeq and is a predicted model, not a curated record.